AUGGGCUUCACCCUCAUCAUGGAGUACUCUCUUCGUCCUCCAACUGCGUGGCCAUCUUAUGUCAAAACUCUCUUUCAUAAAGGUAUAAAUAUCGCGUCCUCGACCUCUUCACCUUCGAAUUUUUUUCUUUCCUUUCCCAUCACACAGUCACAAAUUCUCACCAGCCCUAUCACCCUCUACUAUACACCCCAGCAAGCAACAUCACUUCAACUCUUCCCAUCUUCAACUUCUUAUGCUAACUCACCCUCAGGAGAGCCUCAGCCAAAGACUCUUCAUGUUGAGUGUUUGGCUGGAGAAUGUUCGGAGGAGGAUCUCGCGGCGCUUCGAGCUGCCGCCCAGAUGGUGAAGGACGAUCCAUCUGGUAAGGGAUGGAAAAUCUCUUCCAAGAUCGAGCCUGCCAAAGGUGGCAAGGCUCGCCGUGACGAAGGCCUCUCUGAGGCCGACGUCAACACCAUCCUCGAGGGGAUGGACCAUGCCGACCAGGACAGCGUCGCCAGAUGCGCUGCUGGCACCUGCUCGGAGGCCGAGCUUCAGCUCCUCAAGCAGGAGCUUAACGUGGCCACCAUCCCAAACUGGCUCUGGCCGAUCAUCGGCCGCGUCCGUAAACUCAAGUUUACGUACGGUAUUGAGAUUGGGACUGACCCUGAGCCUCCUACGCCGGCUCCAAAGCCGGAGCCCACGAAGGCUCCACCAACUUCCUCUCCGGCCCCCAAGAAGCCGGAGCCGACCAAGGCGCCGGAGCCAGAGCCGACUCACACGGCCUGGUAA
Trichophyton verrucosum HKI 0517 is the source of this 768-nucleotide messenger RNA. RefSeq lists its product as uncharacterized. The record is from RefSeq and is a predicted model, not a curated record. The transcript has 2 exons. NCBI's taxonomy places the organism in Eukaryota, Fungi, Ascomycota, Eurotiomycetes, Onygenales, Arthrodermataceae. The coding region runs from base 1 to 768 and encodes 255 amino acids.